This is a messenger RNA of Macrosiphum euphorbiae (potato aphid), 1464 nucleotides long. Lineage: Eukaryota; Metazoa; Arthropoda; Insecta; Hemiptera; Aphididae. The record is from the annotation of a GenBank genome assembly.
AUGUCGAAGGGGAUCGCGUUACAAUUCAGAAAUAAAUUUAACAACGUACACAAAUUAAUAGACCAAGAAAAGAAAACCACCGAAAUUGCUUAUUUGAAAAACGGAAGUCAAUGGAUUUUAUACCUCAUAACAAAAAAUAAAUAUUACGAUAAACCAGCAUACACUAACAUUUUUAACACAUUAACUAAUACUAGGCAAUUUUGUAUAGAAAAUAAUAUUACUACCUUAGCAUUACCCAAAAUUUGCACUGGACAAGACAAAAAGGAUUGGAACGUUAUUUCUACCAUGAUCAAGUUUAUUUUUCAAAACACGCAAAUAAAAAUUUUAAUAUGCCUACUGCCGAGCAACGACAAUGAAAAUAAAUAUUAUAAAAACAAUGAUUCCCAAACUACUAAUAUUACGAUAGGUAAAAAUUUUAAUAACACGAUCAGUGAUAAUUUAAAGAACGAAAUCGCACUAAUAGAUGGCUCAUUCAGAAAAACGAAAGACGUACCCGGAGACGGUGAUUGUGGUGCCCACGCACUACGAAUAUGCUUGAAACAACAUGGUAUAUAUAGAAAGACGGUAGAAUUAUUAAAUAUGCUCGGCAUUCCUAAUUGCAAAUCUGGCUACUAUUUUAAAAAUGACGAUCUAGCAUUUAUCUGUGACCAAUUUAAUUUAAAUUUAUAUUUAAUACACGAAGAUUCCGAAUAUACAAAUGCCAUAAUAUACUGGAAAUCAAAUAGGAAAAUUAUAGGGAUAUUCGAAAAAGAUAAUAAUUGGACACCAGGAAUUAUCACAAAAAUAAAUAAACAACGUCAAUUCAAUAACAUAAUAAUAAACACAGUUUUUCCCGACUUUAAUACUGUAGAAAAAAAUGUAGACCAUUUCUUAUACGAAUGUUUCGAUCGCUUAAAAUUAUCGCAACAAAACACAAUAGAAAAAAAUAAAACCGGCAACUAUUUUAAAACUGACAAAUCAACAAUAUGGUACUCACAAUUUUGCCAAGACUGCGAAUAUUUGUCCACAACCACUACCAAGGACGUACUAGACGACCACGAUGACAAAGAAGAGUAUUGGAGUGAGGGGGGAAACGUUAUGUUUUGUGAAAUAUGCGGAAACUACAUAAGAGAAUAUCGGAAUCGGCCCAUACAAGAAGACGAGAAAGCCAUAGAAACCAAAAACCAGCUAAUUCAAAACAAAGACGAAAUUAAAAUCAAAAAUCAAAAUACAAGCGUAGAUUCAGACACAGACCGGAAACAAAGAGUGCUAUCCAUACAAAUAAAACUAGACGGCAACGAACAAAAUGCAAUAAUAGACACAGGCUCAAAUCUAUCAUGUAUAGAUUAUUCCCUAGUAAAAAAUAAACAAGAAAUGAAACCCGAGAACAAACACCAACAACGAAGACAUAAGAAAGUUACCGAAAACAUUGAUAAAAAUCCAGGAGGGCUUCGAGAAUCUUAUAAAUGUUAUCAAGUCCAUUGA